Molecule: messenger RNA, 912 nt
Organism: Aspergillus pseudotamarii
Lineage: Eukaryota; Fungi; Ascomycota; Eurotiomycetes; Eurotiales; Aspergillaceae
Product: isocitrate lyase/PEP mutase family protein
Exons: 2
Coding region: 1-912 (303 amino acids)
Molecular function (GO): catalytic activity
Source: RefSeq, a predicted model, not a curated record
AUGCCGAUGGUAACAGCAGCUACUGGUCUUCGACGCACCCUUGAAGACCCAAACUCGUUCGUCGUCGCCCCCGGUGUAUAUGAUGGCCUCUCUGCACGGAUUGCGCUCUCCGUUGGCUUCGACGCCCUGUACAUGACGGGUGCUGGUACCGCCGCCUCUGUGCACGGACAAGCCGACCUGGGAAUCUGCACUUUGAAUGACAUGCGCGCCAACGCCGAAAUGCUCUCAAAUCUUUCGCCGACUACACCCGUGAUCGCAGAUGCUGACACUGGGUACGGUGGUCCGAUCAUGGUCGCCCGCACAACCGAACAAUACUCCCGCUCUGGCGUAGCAGCUUUCCACAUCGAGGAUCAAGUGCAGACGAAGCGCUGCGGGCACCUGGGCGGGAAGAUCCUUGUGGACACCGAAACUUAUGUUACCCGCAUUCGUGCGGCGGUGCAGGCACGACAGCGUAUCGGUAGUGAUAUUGUGGUUAUUGCCCGGACAGACUCUCUUCAGACACACGGUUAUGAGGAAAGUGUAGCACGUCUACGAGCGGCGCGGGACGCUGGCGCAGACGUAGGUUUCCUCGAGGGAAUUACGUCCAAGGAAAUGGCAAGGCAAGUGGUGAAGGAGCUGGGUCCGUGGCCGAUGCUGCUGAACAUGGUCGAGCAUGGGGCGACUCCGUCGAUCUCGGCGGCUGAGGCCAAGGAGAUGGGAUUCCGUAUCAUCAUUUUCCCGUUCGCUGGUUUGGGACCCGCCUGUGCAGCCAUGCGCGAAGCAAUGGAAAAGCUGAAGGCUGAUGGUAUUCCGGGCUUGUCGAAGGAGAUGACUCCGCAGAUGUUGUUCCGAGUCUGCGGGCUAGAUGAGAGUAUCAAAGUCGAUGCGGAGGCUGGAGGAGCGGCAUUCGAAGGCGGUGUUGAUCUGAAGUAA